CUCGCGGGAUAGAGAGAGGAAAUAUAUCUGCGCGCUCACAAAUAUCGCGGCCGCGCAAGCAGAGCGUUCUUAUCCCAAUUUCCGAGAAGCAGCAACGCGAGCUCUAAAUUGAGAAAUUCGAAUUUCCGAUCUCAUUCUCUUCCCUUCACUUUUCUCUUCUUCCUCCUCUUCUUCCUCACGAUGAGAGGGCUUACGAGAGCAUUUUUUGCGGCUUCCGCUGCUAAUUUCACCUCUGAUCGGAAGAACAGAGUUGGCGUCGACAAAGGUAUAACCGACUGGAGGACUCACCUUCAUCCCGAGAAGUUGAGACCAGCUCCGCAGGCGACCACGGGGCUCGGUGCCUUCGGAUUAAACUUGGAUGCAUUUGCGGAGCUGACAGACGACGAGGAUCGGUGCUGGUUUUUGGUUGCUGGAAAGCUGACCUACGCCGGGAUUGAGUACAUUGCAGGGCUGGAGGCUUUGGUGAGGUUAGGCCACACCAAAGAGGCGGCUCUACGGAGAGCGGCGACCGUCUAUACUCGGUACAACUAUGGUCGUUGGUUUCUAUGUUAUGAAAUAAACAAGCACUAAGGAACUGAUUUUUUCUGCUAUAUCAAAGACUGUCUCAUCAGAGCACAUAUCAAUGAUGCACAUAAUUCAUCAUUCCAUGAGAUCAUACAAAAACGAAAUAACAGCUUCUUGUAAUCCAUUCUUCUGCUUCUUAGAGAAAGGCCAAUCUGGACACGGUUUUAGCAUUCCAACUCGGUCUCCUCAUUGAAGCAGCACAACUCCUCCACUAUGAUAGAUACCAUCAUUCAUUUCAUUUGACUGAGCUAGCUCUACUACUGUAUUUAGCCUGUGAUUUCUCACUGACAACUAUCAGCAACAUUCAAAGAAGAUGCCAUUCUCCCACCAACACAGCAUAUGAAGCAAAAACAGAGGAAACACAAUAUCUGGCAGAAGCAGAGGAAAUACAAUAUCCGGCGAAUUGGAGACCAGCUUCGUAGGCGACCACAGGACUCGGCGCCUUCGGCUUCCAGGUGGAUGCAUGUGGGGAGUUGACAGAUGACGAUCAAAACUGGUUCUUGCUGGAAGGUAAGCUGAAAUAUGCCGACAUUGAAUACGUCGAAGGGGUGCACGCUUUGAUGAGGUUAGACCACACCAAAGAGGAGGCUCUACAGAGAACGACAAUGAUAUAUUGUAAAUACAACCAUGUUUGGUUUCCUGCCUUAGUCUUUUCUUACCCGGGCACAGCGAAAUCGGCGGUCGUGAAGGCUAAUUUGAAGCUUCCAAACAUCUAUUAUGAGCAACAAUUUCAACGCAAGCAUAUUACGAUAUAUUAAUGGUUGGUAAUACAUAUUUACAAUCACAAUAUCAUAAACAGAAACAAAUGGAUGACACAAUAAGAAUCUUCCAUUCAUUUAAUUACAAUCAAAUCAGUGAAUAUAUUACAUGAUCUCUAUUUGACCACCAUAUCUUAAAGUCCGCUUUUAUGAAUACCUAUACAAAAUUUUAUAGUGUUAAGUAGUUCAUUUAUACAGAAAAAGACAAUAUACACAUUAUAUACUAUAUAACCAAACAUGAAAAAUAAAAAAAACAAUGAAUGAUCGGAAAGCAACACAAAACACAUCUUAAAAUUCAUAGAAAAUACCAUAGGGGAGGGAGUUAUUUCAAUUGAUACAAAAAAAAGUUAAUUUAAUUAAUGAUACAGAUUUAUGUUUUUAUCUUACGAAUGGAAUGACCGAGGAAAAAAGAAAGCACAAGAUAAUUGAAAAGUAAAAAAAUUUAUUUUUGAAAAACUAAAUAUCAUAAACUUAUUUGAAACUGAAUGUAAAAAACACAACAAAAUGUAUCACAUCAACUUUUGCAAUUGUGUUGUACAUGUUACUAACUAACAAUAAGUUCGCCUAUCAUAAAACCACAUCAUGAUACAUGUGACAAAUCAGUUCUUAAAUCAUAUAAGAACAAAUAUAGUCUUUGUCAGCGGUAGGUUACUAAGUAAACUAUAGUAUGCAUUCAUUGUAUGUAUUAUAAGCAUCAUGUCCAUUCACGCAUCAAAGCAUUUCUCUUUCUCUUCCAACCGAGGAGAAAAUUCACGAUUGAUUAACAAGUAAGUCGAGUGAUAGAAAAAGAGAGAAACAUGAUAAUCAAUUACCACAAUUACC
Molecule: messenger RNA, 2144 nt
Organism: Linum trigynum
Lineage: Eukaryota; Viridiplantae; Streptophyta; Magnoliopsida; Malpighiales; Linaceae
Source: the annotation of a GenBank genome assembly